UUAUUAAUAGUGUGGGAAGCUGAGAAGAAUAUGAGGAAGUCGUCGUUUGGUGGAGGAAGGCCGUCUUUGGCAUCAGGGGCUCCACUCCGAGUCCGUCACGAAAACAGCAACACGAGUCAACGCGGUGGACGGAAGUCAACUCAGGGAAAAGACAAAACAAAGAGUAGGAGUUUGUCAUUUGCACCACGAAGUUCCAUUGGUGUGAGCAGUUACAAGCCUGGAGGAAGUCAGUUGUCUUUUUUGCCUAAAUCGGGACGUCCUUCAAGUGGAAUUGGAGUUCGUGGGAGGACAGAUGUUCCGAAAGAUCCACGUCCCAUUUCUGACAAAAAGUACCACAAUCAAUGUAUAAGGCAGUUACUAGAGUUUCUUAUGGCCAACAACUAUCCUCAUGCUGUCUCGCAAAAACUGUUGGUUUCUCCAACAAGCAAGGACUUCUUCAAGAUUUUUGCUUUUAUCUACAGCAAGCUUCAUCCUGGCUACAAGAUGGCUACAAAGAUGGAGGAAGAGGUGCCUCGGGUGCUCAAGAUGAUGGCAUACCCUUUCAGUUUGUCGAAGACGUACCUUUACUCUGUGGGGAGUCCUCAUACCUGGCCACACUUGCUUGGUGCUCUCAUUUGGAUGCUCGAUCUCAUCGAGAUGGCAGGUAACAUCCCCAGUCAAGGAGGAAUUGAUGCAUUUAUAUUUGGGGAUGCCAAUGGAGAGGAGUUUGAUGUGAAGUCAGAAGAUCAGACUGUAUACGAGUAUUGUGAGGGAACCUAUGCUGCUUUCAUGCGUGGAGCAGACACAUUUGAAGAGUUUGACAAUGACUUACGCAUUCUACUUAAGCAGAAGUAUCAGGGUGAAAACAUGGAGUCUAUGGUUGAGGAAAACCGUAGGUUGGAGAGUGAGUUGGAGCUUGUGGAGCAAAAUGAGGAGUGGAUUCUGAAGCUUCGUGAGGGAAUUGCCUGCCUCAAGCAGGAUGAGCAGACCACGUUACAGUACUUGGAAAACCUGGAAAAGUUCAAGAGAUCCGUGAGCACAGAGCUCAGCGAGUGCGAAGAGUCGUGCAAAAUGCUGAGCUCUGAUCUGGAGUCCGAGAAAGCGCGUGUGGCGGAGAUGCAGAUGAUCUACCAGUGCCAGGACCUGACCCCCUCCGACGUGGACCGUCUCAAGGCUGAGCAAGCUCGUCUGCGUCUGCAGGUGGAGAUGGUGCAAAAGCAAGUGGAGGAAAUUGAUGCGGAUAACUGGAAGGUGUCCAUGGAUAUGUCCAACGUCAAUGAAAAGGUUGAGAAUGAAGUGGCAACAUAUAACAGACUAGCCAUCGUGUUGAAACUGGUGCCCGAGACUGCAGAACUUGCCAACGGCAUCGACUUCCGGCUGUUUGCUGGCUUCAGUGCUGAUAUUGUAGGCAAAUUUGAAAGCACCAUCAAGCCGAUGCUCAAAUCCAUUAAGAACGAGUGCAUGGAAGAGGCGCGGAGGAAGGACAAGGAAAUGUUCCAGCUGCAAUGUGAAUUGGAGAAGUUGGAAGAGUCUGUGCACGAACAAACGGAGCAAAUGGUUCAACAGGAGAAAAAGUUGGCAAGCCUGGAGGGAGAAAUCAACUCUGUCAAACAGAUGAUCCAUUCGGACAAAAAGUCAGUCUCCAGUGAGAUGGAGUCGGUGCAACAAGAUCUGGCACAGCGUGAAUCUGAAAGAGCCGCACUCGAGGCGGCUAGGACAGAAGCGGAGAAGGACUAUAAGGAGGCACACCGUCUGCUUGAAGGGAGGAGGCAGGAGGCCAGCAAGGAGCUAAGUGACUUACAAGAGCUGAAGAAAAAAGUCACCGAAGCCGUCACAGCUCACAAGGAGAUUUUUAAGAACCAGAUGGCAAUGUUUGUCCGACGUCUGGAAACUGUGGACAGAGAGAUGGACCAAAGACUGGACAGGCUAAAGGAGGAGGCUCACAUCAGAGACAAACAAUUGUCGCAGACCCUAGCGAGACUUCAGUGAACUGACCUUGACCGUUACGUCCCUCCCCUUUCAAUCCUAUGUGUGGCAAUGUACAUAGAGUCUGUUAUCAUCCUCACUGUGAAUAUUUAUCACCAUUUCUCACUUUGGUCAUUUGAUGUGUACUGUUGUUGAAAUGUACUGAAUCCAUGUUAUGUACCAUACUGUGUUCUGCCUUCUACUCUCUUUCUUGGGGUAUGAUUGUCUUUGUUGCCAGUCGUUAGUGUAUAUUGAUAAUGGUCCAUGUUGUUUUUCAUGGCUUGUGAAAAAAAAAUUUCCUUUUUUCUUAACUCGUCACCUUUUUUAGAAUUAGAAAUUUGAUGCGGCAUUUUACACCAUUUGGUAACAAAGCGGUAGUCCAUUGCAUAGAGAACGUGUCUGUAUCGGUGCUUUGCCGCCAUGUGAGAAAGAUGGGAGUUGACUUCUUGUGUAGAAAGAUUUUUUUUAUUGAAUAUCUUCUCCAUCUCUGACUUAGGACCUUGUGUCCUUAUCAGCCUGGUUUGGCCCUGACAAGUAAGGCAGAAGCCACCCGUCUCCUCCUGUAAAAUUUAGAUAAUGUCGAUGGGGGCUAAAAACACCCACAAUUGCAAAAAUUGCAGAGAAUGCGGUUGUGGGUCCGUUUUAAAUUUUCCGAAAACUGACAUGGACUGUUAUCGAAACUCACUGACUGACAAAGUAGGACCAAUCGUCCUCAAGGUUGGUCCAGUUUCAUUCAUGAUCUGCCUCAGUGUACAUAGGAAAACAUAAUAGAUAAGCCUUACUUUCAGAGGACCGGGGAAGAGUGACUGUAUUUUCAAUAACGGGAAAAAGAUCUGUCUGUGGAACAGAGACUGCCCAACGAAUACCUCCUCAUGUUGAUAUUGAUCAAGAUGUACUCUUUUUUUGUUGAGUUUUGCAGCUGACAUUAAAAUAGACUCAAUAUUUUUCCCUCUUGCGUUUUCAGGUGUGCGACUGAAUAUAGACUCAAUAUCUUACCCUCAGCAUUUUCAGACUUAAGACUGCGCUGGUAGCAUUUUUUUAAAAAAUCGUCCUUACAGAUUAACCCUUUCCCUGGCAACAUAUUUACACACCUUUGACUAGCAACUGGAUGUAAUACACCUUUGACUGAUAUAGUAAAAUAUUUACUUACAACCACUGUGUCUAAGUUUGGGAAAAGGGUGAGGGGCAUAUUAUAUUCGUAUAUUUUUGUGUUGAGAUUUUAUGGGUUGGAAUUUGCCAAAAAAUGUAAAAAAAUAAUCAACUUCCUUCUUCAGUACGAUUAGCCAUAAUAGGCCUACCAAGUUUACCUGUAAUACAGAAAUGUAGUAAAAAUGUAGUCUCUGUUCUCCGGUAACGAAGAUGUAGUCUAAUCUCUCUUCCCCCGGUACGACCCUUACUUUGACUGCCCUUCAAUGUUUUUCUUUAUUCUACUGGUUUUGAAAUGGUGGCCAAUAGUUCUCAUACAAUUGUUUAUUACAUUACUAUUCAUGUGUAUGGCUUAACUUUUUUUCAAUACUCUGGCCAUCAGUGUCUCAAAAAGUGUUGGCUUGUUUUCAUAUUUUUACCUUUAUCUGAGCGUCUAUCCUGUUUCCCUCAUUACACUCCUCUGUCUCCCUGCCAGUUGUCUGUAUUCUUGCUUCUUACUUUUAUAAGUGUGUAGAAGAAGAAACUGCUCUGUUUCAGCCACAAGAAAUGGACUUUCAGAGAUUCCAGUCCUCAACUGCUGUCAUCUUGACACAUCCAUGGGGGCUUGUGUGAUUGGAUUUUACCCAGAGAAAAAUCUUAUUCCUCUCAAUGAGUUGUAUCCUUGGGAAAGGCACUGUAUACGAAUUUUCCUUACUUCACCCAGGUGGGAGUUUGCAGCGAAAGAUCUUGUCAGUAUUUUAAUGCCUUUAAUUAAAUAGCAGCUUGCACUGUAUGCUUCCCAGGAAGUUGAGAUUUUUUGUGUGCUAUCAGGUCUGCUGUGGUAAUAGUAUAGAGUGUAAAGCUCAUGGAGCUUGCUGCUGAGUGGGAAUUUCCACUAUACAUGCUCUAUUAUUAUUAUUACUAUUAUUAAAUACAAAUUUUCAAUCCAUCUACCAAAAUCUUUCUUUACAGUUACUGCAUUAAAACAUCAUGUGUACAGUGUUUUUCCCACACCUGUACCUUGUAACACUGAUGUACUUUUUGACCCUGUAUUUUACAACCCAGAACUACAAUCACUCCAUAAUUAGAAAGCCCAUAUUUUGUCAUCAUGCAAGCAGUUUUUUGUUCUGUCCUUCUAACAGCCUCGGGUUUCUUGGGAAUACACUAUAUGUCUAUAUUUUCCUGCAAUAAAGGUCCAGGUGCUAUUGCACUUUCAACUCUCA
Molecule: messenger RNA, 4292 nt
Organism: Aplysia californica (California sea hare)
Lineage: Eukaryota; Metazoa; Mollusca; Gastropoda; Aplysiida; Aplysiidae
Product: kinetochore protein NDC80 homolog
Exons: 15
Coding region: 31-1968 (645 amino acids)
Biological process (GO): attachment of mitotic spindle microtubules to kinetochore
Cellular component (GO): Ndc80 complex
Source: RefSeq, a predicted model, not a curated record